Molecule: messenger RNA, 672 nt
Organism: Dichomitus squalens LYAD-421 SS1
Lineage: Eukaryota; Fungi; Basidiomycota; Agaricomycetes; Polyporales; Polyporaceae
Product: thioredoxin-like protein
Exons: 3
Coding region: 1-672 (223 amino acids)
Biological process (GO): cellular response to oxidative stress
Cellular component (GO): cytoplasm; cis-Golgi network; Golgi lumen
Molecular function (GO): glutathione disulfide oxidoreductase activity
Source: RefSeq, a predicted model, not a curated record
AUGCUCUUGCUCCUCCUUGUCGCGUCCGUCUACUACCUCGCGCAGCACGGCACGCCCUCCUUCCUCUCGCUCCGUGAGUCUCUCAAAGACUUAGGAUAUUCACCCGACUCCUCACGCGCGGGUGUCAUUGCACAAGCGAAAGCCGACGCCGAGGUGCACGAGAUCGACGCGCUCCUGCACUUCGUCACCGCCCACUCAGAACGCAAGCUGGACGAGGACGGCGGUUCCAUUCGCGUGAAGGGGCUGGGGAGCGUCCAGGUCAAUGCGGACGAGCCCGUAGAUCUGCGCGUGUACUCGCCAGAUGGGGACUACGAGUGGGAAGACCACUUGAAAAGGCUGAAGGAGCAGUAUCCGCUGGUGGUUUUUAGUAAGACGUACUGCCCGUAUUCGCAAAAAGCCAAGGCGCUCCUGAACUCUUACGGCAUCACACCGCCUCCCAAAGUGGUCGAGUUGAAUGUUCGCUCGGAUGGUCCCCAAGUCCAGGCUAUCCUUGCUAGGCUGACCGGGCGAAGGACAGUCCCGAACAUCAUCCUAAAGGGGAGCUCGCUAGGAGGCUCGGAUGACAUUACCAAGCUGCAUAAUGAGCACCGACUACAGAGGCUGUUGGAGGAAGCUGGAUUGAAGGUGCAGGGUCCUCCGGAAACUACAACGACAUCUACGACGGAAGCAUAG